UGAGGAAUCAAACUGUCAAAAAACCAGGCUGUCAAAACUCAAAAAACAGAUUCCAUCUUUCGCUAUAAAUCUCCCUUCACUUCCGCUGCUCCUUUCCCAUCACCACCAACACCAAAAGAUUCAUUCAGCCCAAAGCCAAAGCGCAGAAUUCAAAAAAAAAAGAAACAAAAAAGAAAAAAAAAACAAAUACAGAAAGAAUAUUCUCGAUUUUCCUUCCCCCAAAAUCCCCCAACCUUGAAUGGCCACCGCCAUCGCCACCGCCAAAGCUCUCCGCCGCUCCCUCCUCCUCCGCCACACCUCCGCCGUCGUCCGCCACCUCAACUCCUCCCCUUCCUCCCUCUCCGCCGCCCCGCCCCUCUCCCUCGGCCACACCCUCCCCGAACCGGAAUUCACUCCGCCCCCUCCCCAUGCCUCCGCCGCCCUCCUCCAGCUCGACGACCACCGGCAGCUCUUCGGCUCCCUCCCGGCGUCCAAGCUGAUCCACGCCUCCCUCGUCCUCCAGGCCUCGGCCGCCGAGGCCGUCGUCGACCUCGGCACCCGGAUCAUGACCUCGCGCCUCGCGGAGCUCGAGCCGUUCCGCGGGAUCGUCUACGGCGUCGUCCGGCGGACUUUCUACGAGCACUUCUGCGCCGGCGAGACAACCUCCGCCGCCGCGGAGAAGGUCCGGGAGGUGAACGCCGCCGGCCUCCGCGCCAUGCUCGAUUUCGCCGUCGAGUACACCGCCGACAACGACGCCUGCGAUCGGAACCUCGAGGGGUUCCUCGACACCGUCGAUUGCGCCAUCUCCCUUCCCCCGUCCUCGGUGAGCUUCGUGGUGGUCAAAAUCACAGCAAUCACCCCACUCUCCCUCCUCCAACGAAUGAGCGACCUCCUCCGCUGGCAGCAAUCAAACCCUUCCUUCCACCUCCCAUGGCGAAACCAACAAACCUCCAUCCCAAUCUUCUCCAAAUCAACCCCGCUCUACCACACCCAAACCGAACCUCCACACCUCACCGAGCAAGAACUCCACGACCUCCGCCUCGCCGCCCAACGCCUCCACAAGCUCUGCCUCCGCUGCUCCCAAUCGAACCUCCCGCUCAUGGUCGACGCGGAGGACACCAAGCUCCAGCCGGCGAUCGACCACAUGGCGUACUCCGCCGCGGUCGAGCACAACACGGGCUCGACCCCGGUGGUGUACAACACCAUCCAGGCCUAUCUCAAGGACGCCAAGGAGCGGCUCGUCCUGGCCGCGAGGGCGGCCGACGAGAUGGGCCUGGCAAUGGGGAUCAAGCUCGUCAGGGGGGCGUACAUGUCGAGCGAGCGCAGGAUCGCGUCGAGGCUCGGGUUCGAGUCCCCUGUCCACGACACGAUCGGGGAGACGCACGCGUGCUACGACGAUUGCGCCCGGUUCAUGAUCGACCGGGUCGGUUCGGGUUCGGACGGGCUGGUCCUGGCCACGCACAAUGCCGAGUCGGGGAGGUUGGCCGCGAGGAGGGCGAGAGAGGUCGGAGUUGAGCAGCAGGGCAGGAUCGAGUUCGCGCAGCUGUACGGGAUGGCGGAGUCGCUGUCGAUGGGGCUGAAGAACGCCGGGUUUCGGGUUAGCAAGUACAUGCCGUUCGGGCCGAUCGAUGUUGUGAUGCCGUAUUUGAUUCGGCGGGCGGAGGAGAAUCGAGGGAUGCUGUCGACUUCGGGGCUUGACAGGGAGCUCAUGAGGAGGGAAUUGAAGAGACGAGUGAAAGCUGCGAUUUUCAGCAAUUCCAACGGCCAGGAGUGAAUCCAAAAACAAAGGGGGAUGAAUCCAAAUCUGUAGAUAGUGUAUGUGUGUUUGUAGUUCUCUCCUUUGCUGGUCUGGUCUGUUCUGUUUGAAGAGUGUGUCCUCCUGUUGUUUUGUUAUGUUGUGUAAGGUGCUGUAAUGGUAAGUUAUGCAAUGUAAUGUGAUGCAAUUGAAGGUAUAAAUGAAAAAGGAAGUUGCCAAAUGUUUCCUCCAACCUCUCCUGUCAUCAUCCAUGGCUCCUUGUGCAAAUAUGUAGGUGGGGGGCUUGGACCCUUGGUUUACAAAGAGAAAAGGUUAUAACAUACA
Molecule: messenger RNA, 2059 nt
Organism: Linum tenue
Lineage: Eukaryota; Viridiplantae; Streptophyta; Magnoliopsida; Malpighiales; Linaceae
Source: the annotation of a GenBank genome assembly